Messenger RNA from Beta vulgaris subsp. vulgaris (sugar beet), 6266 nucleotides. Its product is annotated as pentatricopeptide repeat-containing protein At4g19440, chloroplastic. The transcript is spliced from 10 exons. Gene Ontology annotation, molecular function: protein binding. The record is from RefSeq and is a predicted model, not a curated record. NCBI's taxonomy places the organism in Eukaryota, Viridiplantae, Streptophyta, Magnoliopsida, Caryophyllales, Amaranthaceae. Bases 537 to 4427 code for a protein of 1296 amino acids.
CUAUUGAACAUAAAAUAAGGGAGCGAGACAAGUGAUAAAAAGAGUAAUUAUUAUCAUUAUCAAUGAUGAUAAAAAUAUUACUCUUCUUGUAAUUAUUAAUAAUACUCAAUUCAGAUCAGAUUAGUUCAGUUCAGACCAUUUCAAUUUAGUUCAAACUUAUUCAGUUCAGUUAAGUUCAAACUUAUUCAAUCUAAAAAACAAAGCUUAAGUACAAUGUUUUUUUUUUUUUUUUUUUUUUUUUUGGAGAAGAGCCUAAGUACAAUGUUAAGCGACCCAAUCCUCGAGGGCUGUCCAAUUAAUUUAGUACUUAGAUAUAUCAAGUAAAAUGUGUCUGAAAUUUGCGAUUGUAUGUUUAACGUAUACAAUUGUAUAACUAAAGUAACUAUGAAUAUCUCUCUACCAAAUAACUGUAGCCUCUCCUUCUUAAAGCGGAGAAGGAGAUAGUUGGUCUGGUAAUGAAAAAGCUCCAAAAUUUGUUUGAGAAGUACCAACUAUUAUUAUUUUCUCAUCGAAUCAGUUAUUAUGGUGGUUCAUAAAUGAAGAUGAUUUUGAGAGAUAUGGUGUUGUUGAGGAGCAAAACUGCUGUAAUUCCACUUGUUCAUUCUUCUGGUAUUCUUCUUCCUCUCUCUCCUCCUUUCUUUCCUUCCAUUUUCAUAUCUUUAUUUUCUUGUCGAAAUUAUACAUAUGGUGCAACAUAUCAUCAUGUUGAUGACCGUCAAUUGUUCCUAAAAUCUGUGAGACAGGAAUGCAAAUUAGGGUUUCACAAGAUUAAUCAUCCCCUUUCUCUGUUUGAUGCUAUGAUAUCUUUGAGUACUCUUCCUUCUAUUGAGGAUUUCUGUAUGCUUUUAAGUGCAAUGUGUAAGAUGAAACCCCACCCCCCUUUCUCCAUUGUUAUCUCUCUCUUUAGGCAGCUUCAGCUGUCCGGCAUCUCACCCAAUCUUUAUUCCCUGUCCAUCCUUGCCAAUUGUUACUGCCGCUCUGGUCGUGUUGAUUUCGGGUUUUCUGUUGUCGCCAAGCUGUUUAAGAUGGGACAUCAACCCGAUAUUGUCACUUUCAAUACCUUAAUUAAUGGGCUUCUUCAUUCUGAUCGACUGGAUGAAGCUGUUCAAUUGCUCGAUAAGACCAUCAAGCUUGGCUUCCGACCUGACAUCUUCACCUAUGGGACUAUGUUUAAAGGUCUCUGCAAACGAGGAAACAAUGUUGGUGCUCUUAAGUUGCUUCGCACCAUGGAAUCUCAUGGCCAUUGCCUGCCUAAUGUUGUCAUAUAUACUACCAUCAUUGACAGUCUCUGCAAAGAUAAGUUUUUAUCUAAAGCCCUCAAACUUUUUGAGGAGAUGAAAAACAAGCGUAUUUCCCCUAAUGUCAUCACUUACAAUACGCUAAUUCGUGGUUUGUGCACUAUGGGGAAGUGGAAAGAUGCUCAAGAUAUGUUGACUCAGAUGUUGGACAGCAGCAUAGUUACUGAUGUGGAGACCUACACCAUAUUGAUUGACAUGUAUUGUAAAGAAGGGAUGGUUGCUGAAGCAAGGGCUAUAUUUGAUUCCAUGAUUGACAGUGGUCAGGUUCCAAAUAUCAUCACUUAUAGUGCUUUACUAGAUGGAUAUUGUUUACGUGGUGAGAUGGAAGAGGCUGAAAAGGUAAUGGAUUUGAUGGUAAAACAUGACUGCAAACCUAAUGUGGUUACUUUUAGCAGCUUAAUCAAUGGAUAUUCAAAGGCUAAAAAGGUUGACAAAGCUGUGCAUCUUUUCCAAGAAAUGCCACAUAAAGGACUUACUCCUAAUGUUGUCACAUAUAACACUCUAAUUGAUGCUAUGUGCAAGGACAAUCAAGUACAUUUUGCACGCAAGCUCUUUAAAGAUAUGGAAUCUCAUGGCUUAAAACCAGAUGUAGUCACUUAUAAUUCGUUGAUUCAUGGUCUAUGUCAAAAUGCACUGAUUGACGAAGCAUUACACAUGUUUAAUGACAUGAAGAGCGGUGGUGUGCUCCCCGAUAUUUUCACGUACACUAUCUUUAUUGAUGGCUUGUGUGAAGCUGGCCGACUUGAAGAGGCUGUGAAUAUCUUCUCCUUUCUUGUAGCUAAGGAGUUACCCCUAAAUGUGCGUACCUACACUGCAAUGAUCAAAGGAUUUUGUAAGAAAGGGCUACUAACUGAUGCUCAAGAGGUAGUAAAGAAAAUGGUAGAUGAUGGAUGUCCUCCAGAUGAGUGCACCUACAAUACAAUUAUUAGGGGAUUCCUUCAGGGUAAUGAUCUUAGCAAGGCUUUGGAGCUUGUCACCAUUAUGACCAGCAAAGGAUUUGCAGCUGACGCUCAGACUACUUCGCUAUUUGCUUACUUACUCAUUGAUCCCAGAGUUAGUGAAGAAAACAAGGCCUUGCUUCGAAAGUUAAUGAAAGGGGAUGCACCAGUUGUGGUGAUUACCAGAUAUGAUAGGGGAUGCACCAGUCGUGGUGAUUGGUUAUUGUUACUCUGUUUCCAUAAAAAAAUCUCCAAAAACUUCGCAAUUCUACUUCCUAUAUUUCUUAUACAAUCACUGAUUUUAGAAAAAAAGAUGAGGAGUAAAAUUGCUUCAAUCACCAACAUUGCUACUCAAAAUUCAUCAUCUGCUUACUUCAAUGGUCGCGGUAAUCUUCUUCAUUUCUCUCCUCCUUUCCUUUUUCCUUUAUCUCGUUUUCAAUUUCUAUACUUUCGAUUUCGAGAUUAUUAUAGUUAUUGCGCAAAAGAGGAUUUUGAAGUUGAUGAACCUCAAAUGUUCCUAAAAUCUGUGAGACAUGAAUGCAAAUUAGGGUUUCACAAGAUUAAUCAUCCCCUUUCUCUGUUUGAUGCUAUGAUAUCUUUGAGUCCUCUUCCUCAUAUAAUUGAUUUCAACCAGCUUUUAAGUGCAAUGUGUAAGAUUAAACCCCACCCCCCUUUCUCCACUGUUAUCUCUCUCUUUAGGCAGAUUCAGCUGUCCGGCAUCUCACCCGAUCUUUAUUCCCUCAACAUCUGUGCCAAUUGUUACUGCCGCUCUGGUCGUGUUGAUUUCGGGUUUUCUGUUCUCGCCAAGCUGUUUAAGAUGGGACAUCAACCUGAUAUUGUCACUUUCACUACAUUGAUUAAUGGGCUUAUUCAUUUUGAUCAACUGGACGAAGCUGUUCAGUUGCUCGAUAAGACCAUCAAGCUUGGCUUCCAACCUAGCAUCUUGACCUACGGGACUAUGUUUAAAGGUCUCUGCAAACUAGGAAACAAUGUUGGUGCUCUUAAGUUGCUUAGGACUAUGGAAUCCCAUGGCCAUUACCUGCCUGAUGUUGUCAUAUAUAAUACCAUCAUUGAUAGUCUCUGCAAAGACCAGCUUUUACCUCAAGCUCUCCAACUGUUUGAGGAGAUGAAACACAAACGCAUUUCCCCUGAUGUCAUCACUUACAAUACGCUAAUUCGCGGUAUGUGCACUGUGGGGAAGUGGAAAGAUGCUCAAGAGAUGUUGACUCAGAUGUUGGACAACAAUGUAGUUGCUGAAGUGGAGACCUACAACAUGUUGAUUGACAUGUAUUGUAAAGAAGGGAUGGUUGCUGAAGCAAGGGCUAUAUUUGAUUCCAUGAUUGACAGUGGUCAGGUUCCAGAUAUCAUCACUUACAAUGCUUUAAUAGAUGGAUAUUGCUUACGCGGUGAGAUGGAAGAGGCAGAAAAGGUAAUGGAUUUGAUGGUAAAACAUGACUGCAAACCCGAUGUUUUUACUUUCAACAGCUUAAUCAAUGGAUAUUCAAAGGCUAAAAAGGCUGACAAAGCUGUGCAUCUUUUCCAAGAAAUGCCACAUAAAGGACUUACUCCUAAUGUUAUCACAUAUAGCACUCUAAUUGAUGCCCUGUUCAAGGACAAUCAAGUACAUUUUGCACGCAAGCUCUUUAAAGAUAUGGAAUCUCAUGGCUUAAAACCAGAUGUAGUCACUUAUAAUUCGUUGAUUCAUGGUCUAUGUCAAAAUGCACUGAUUGACGAGGCAUUACACAUGUUUAAUCACAUGAAGAGCAGUGGUGUGCUACCCGAUACUUUCACGUACACUAUCUUUAUUGAUGGCUUGUGUGAAGCUGGCCGACUUGAAGAGGCUGUGAAUAUCUUCUCCUUUCUUGUAGCUAAGGCGUUACCUCUAGAUGUGCAUACCUACACUGCAAUGAUCAAAGGAUUUUGUAGGAAAGGGCUACUAACUGAUGCUAACGAGGUAGUAAAGAAAAUGGAAGAUGAUGGAUGUCCUCCAGAUGGGUGCACCUACAAUACAAUUAUCAAGGGAUUCCUUCAUGGUCAUGAUGUGAAAAAGGCGUUGGAGCUUGUCAGCAUUAUGACCAGCAAAGGUUUUGCAGCUGACACUGAGACUACUUCGUUUUUCUUUCACUUACUCAAUGAUCCUAGAAUUAGUGAAGAAAACAAGGCCUUGCUUCAAAAGUUCUUCGAAUUAUGAGUUACCUAUAUAACUAUCAGACAAGAGAGUUUUACAACCUCAGUUAUUCCCAUGAAUCAUCAAAAACUUCUGCUACUUUUGGAGAUUAUUUGGUGACUAAGUGCGGAGUGCUUAUGAUGUCACUUUUUGUUUUCUUUACGACGACGAUGUCAGUUUCAUUUACAUUGAGAGAGACCCAAACUCGAAUGCUCAAAUUUACAGCUUCAACACCAUGCUCGACAUCGACUUCCAGCAUUCCAGCUAAUAUUUGUUCAUGUCAUUGAAUCGCUCGUCUUUGUGCGUAUCAUGAUACGCAUCCUGUUUUUUCUGUUCGAAUUUUAUGAUGAUCAACUGCUGGCUUUUAUGGUGGUGAUACUGGUCUGGCUAUGUGAGCUUUUUACCCUUAUCAGUGUUCGUACUCCAAUAUAAAUGAAGUUCUUUCCACGCUUCUUCUUACUCUAUUUCCUGGUGUUCCACAUCUACUUCUUCUCGUAUGCUUAUGGUUUUUCAUACCUGGCCUUAUCUACUACUGCAGCAUUUAUGCUGCAUCUUAUCCUGUAUUUUUGGAACAGAUUCGAGGUAAAUAAUCUUAUGACGCCUUCUGGAGCUUAGAUCUAAAGCUUGAAUGUCGAUUGUCUUGUAAAAUUGAUGGCAUAAUGAUCUUUGCAAAUUGCAACCAUAGAACAGUUCACUAUGUCGUCAUAUCUGUGAUGCCGUAUUCGAUGCCGUAUUCAAGAUUGUAAAUUGCAACCAGCCAACCAUAGAACAGUUCACCAUGCAAUAGUGACGGCUGGAUCCUGGGAAAUGACAAAAUAAGUGCAAGGAAAGGACAGAAGAUGACUUCAUAACAGAAAAUACAAUCAUCCUAAUAUCAAGGUCCCUGCUUUACAAAGGUUUUGGAAAAUUGCCUUUCACAUAUGCAACAUCACCCGGACUUCCACAUAACCUCCUCUACGAUACUUGCUUCUACAUGGCACUUCACCCGGUCGAAUACAAGGAAUCCUGACCCAGUCAGAAUGGAGGACGCUUCAGGUCCUGGGGUCUUUGUCCUCAGGCCUAGUGGUGAUGUUCCAAUACCUGCUAAUGUGCAGGCAGAGGCUCCUGCGGCUUCAAGAACAAUCAACAGAUGCAAAUCGGCAAAAUGAAAAUGUGGAUAGAGAACCUCUUCCAAUCCCUGACCAUGACGUUCACCAACCGGAAGCUGGUCAAAACCCGGGAAAUAUGAACUCCUUUAGCUAUUUGUUGCUAUGGAUUCUUGGAGGAGCUUCUUCUGAAAGCCUGAAUUCUUUUUUCUCCAUUUUUAGAGAUAUGAGAGAUCAAGCGUAAUUUUAUACAGAUUCUCCAAGACAGGAAAAUGCUACUACUGAUAAUUCUCAAUAAUGGAGAAGCAGGUGAAGGCAAAUCUGGAAAAAGAUUGAGAGUAUUCUUUCUUUGAGCUUCGGAUUUUUGUAACAAAGUGAUUAUAUCGCGAUAGAUGCCGAAGCAGGAAAUGACGAUUGUUUGUUGGUUGUAAAGGAUAAGAAGAGAAGCUUUAUAACAAAAUGCUGAGUUCGUGUUUUAAAUGCAUUAAUGGUAAAUGUGUCGAGUGGAGGAUUUUGGCCGUGAGCAGAGGGUUUUACCCAAUUUUUGUCUUCUACAUAUAUUACAUAAUUGUUUCAAAAUAUUCAGAGACAUGUAAUCAUGUUUGGAUUUUUCAGCAAUGUUUUACUGCUGUCUGCUGGUUUGUGAAAAAUGUAUUGUUUAGGUAUGCGAUUAGACUAUAUUCAAUUAUGGCAAUAAUGUAACGAGGGACUCAUUUGGAGCAACGUGAACAGUCCAAUUGAGGGCUGUUCGGUAUUACAAUAGUUUUUUGUUUUUUGA